Molecule: messenger RNA, 1098 nt
Organism: Sorghum bicolor (sorghum)
Lineage: Eukaryota; Viridiplantae; Streptophyta; Magnoliopsida; Poales; Poaceae
Product: 50S ribosomal protein L13
Exons: 5
Coding region: 263-862 (199 amino acids)
Biological process (GO): translation; negative regulation of translation
Cellular component (GO): mitochondrial large ribosomal subunit; ribosome
Molecular function (GO): mRNA binding; structural constituent of ribosome
Source: RefSeq, a predicted model, not a curated record
ACUGGAGCGUGUUGAGUUGAGAGAGAGCAACGCUUGGUGGUGGCGGACGCGAGCGCGGUCGCAAGCUGACGCUGUCGCGCGCAACUGCGCAGCUUUGCGGCCGAGGCAACAAAAGUGAGGCCCAUGAACGGUUAAACCCUAGAGACAAAGGAAAGAAGGGGGCGGGGAAGCACGUGACCGGCGGCGCCCUUUGCUCGACCCUCGGCUCGCCCGCAUCUCUCUCCGGCGCAGGCGCCGGCUCUGGCCAUCGCUCCAACUUGACAUGGCUGCGACGGCACCGGCCUUCACGGGCAACCUGAAGAAAGCACUUGCAGGUCUGAGAAGAAUCAAUUUAGAUGGUCUGCGAUGGCGUGUAUUUGAUGCUAAGGGUCAGGUGCUUGGACGAUUGGCUUCCCAAAUAUCUGUUGUGCUUCAAGGCAAGGAUAAACCGACCUAUGCACCACAUGUGGAAAAUGGAGACAUGUGCAUUGUACUUAAUGCAAAGGAUAUUAGUGUUACAGGAAGGAAAAUGACAGAUAAGAUUUAUUACUGGCAUACAGGGUAUGUUGGCCAUUUGAAGGAAAGGAGGCUCAAGGACCAGAUGGAGAAAGACCCAACUGAAGUGAUUCGCAAAGCUGUGCUGCGCAUGCUUCCCCGCAACAGACUGCGUGAUGAUAGGGAUCGCAAGCUGAGGAUAUUUUCUGGAAAUGAGCAUCCAUUCCAUGAUCGCGCUCUUGAACCUUUUGUUAUGCCGCCACGGCAAGUACGCGAGAUGCGCCCCCGUGCAAGGCGUGCAAUGUUAAGGGCCCAGAAAAAAGAGCAGGCAAACAGAGCCAAGGAGGAAGAAGAUGCUAAGAAUGCCACAGCUGAGGUCACCGCAUAGACUCCUGAUGUGAAUUUGCAUUCUGCAAAUUUACUAGGAUUAUAUUUUUUUUUGCUUGAUAACCUUUCAAGUGGAGUAGGCACUAGAAUCUGCGUGCCAACCUCGUUCUGAAUCACCUUUGUAUUUCUAUUACAAUUUGUACUGGAACCCUGCUUGUCACAGCUGCUUUCUGCAAGUGAAUAAGGCUCUCUGAAUUGUUGAACUCCCUGUUCGCCAGCCGUACCGUUUCAGCGAAA